This is a messenger RNA of Carassius gibelio (silver crucian carp), 5866 nucleotides long. Its product is annotated as probable G-protein coupled receptor 173. The transcript has 3 exons. NCBI's taxonomy places the organism in Eukaryota, Metazoa, Chordata, Actinopteri, Cypriniformes, Cyprinidae. Gene Ontology annotation, cellular component: plasma membrane. The coding region runs from base 888 to 2051 and encodes 387 amino acids. Gene Ontology annotation, biological process: G protein-coupled receptor signaling pathway. Gene Ontology annotation, molecular function: G protein-coupled receptor activity. The record is from RefSeq and is a predicted model, not a curated record.
AGAACAGCGUCAACGAGGCUGCCGAAAAAUCCCGAGACUUUUCCGAAGGGAUCCGAUCCUGAGAAAACCAAGGUAGAGCGCAGAGACGGGAGCCGCUGUUUCCAAUUCACCAUCGCAGAAGAACCCAUUUCAUUUCGUUUAUUUUUCGUAACCAUUCGUAAUUUCAGCGAUGGCACCGGGAUACUGACAUUAAUGGCGAAUUCCCGAGCAAAGAAUCGGGUCACUGCCAUGUGUGAUACAUCUUUUUUGCGCCUUACAUCAGAGACCUUACCAGGCUUGUGCAUUUGAAAUAUAUAGGGCGCUUACAUGUACUGUGUACAUGUCUCCUCAUAGAAUGACUACAGUAGACAACGCUGAUGCCAAUGGAUAUACAGAGCGAUGAUGCGUGAUAAAGCGGAUUUAUUCCCGUCGAAGAUAAGAUGUGUAACGUUAUCGGUGUGACGUGGGAGAAAAUGUCUUUGGCUCCAGCCAGAAAAUGAAGAUGGGAAGAAGCGCCUUGUCCUGUAGCCCAGUAGCGAGAGCCAGUCGUUAUUUACACAUCUAAAUCAGCGCAGAAGAUAAUGAUAUUGACGCUGUAUCUCAGGAUUAAACGCUCCCGUUAAGGCCUACCACUGAGACAAGAUCCAUUGCCUGGAGGAAGAUCGAGAAUUAUAGGUGUGGAGGCCAGAAGAGGUGGCACAUUUGAAGGGGACGCUCCAAAGAGAACUGGACAAAAAUGGGGCAAUGCAGAUCAAGCUUCUCUCCUUCCAUUUGAGACACCAACGAAAGGCAACCACGAGGACGGACGACAGCUCAGCCGGAGGAGGCGGAGGUGGAGGAGGGAGUGGAGGAAGCGGGUGUAAAGGGGGCGUUGAAGGAGGAGGUGUGCGAUUUGAGCAGAAAAAGGUAUGGCCAACGGAAAUGCAAGCAGCGACGGGCUUGGGAACCCCCUGGCGGCCGUGGUGUCCACUACAGGUGGCAUGAUGGGUGGAGCACCUUCUUCAGCCGUGUCUACCUAUGUGAAACUUGUCCUUCUGGGGUUGAUCAUCUGCAUCAGCCUUGUGGGCAACUUAGUGGUAUCCCUGCUGGUGUUAAGGGACAGAGCCCUACAUAAGGCACCCUACUACUUUCUUCUGGACCUCUGCCUCGCCGACACCAUCCGCUCUGCGGUCUGCUUUCCCUUUGUCCUGGUGUCUAUCAAGAACGGCUCGGCCUGGACUUACAAUGUGCUCAGCUGCAAGGUGGUGGCCUUUAUGGCCGUCCUUUUUUGCUUCCAUGCUGCCUUCAUGCUGUUCUGCAUUAGUGUCACACGCUACAUGGCCAUCGCCCACCACCGCUUCUACUCCAAGCGAAUGACCUUCUGGACCUGUGUGGCAGUGGUAUGUAUGGUCUGGACGCUGUCAGUCGCCAUGGCGUUCCCACCCGUCUUUGACGUUGGCACCUACAAGUUUAUCCGCGAGGAAGACCAGUGCAUCUUUGAACAUCGCUACUUCAAGGCUAAUGACACUCUAGGCUUCAUGCUGAUGCUGGCCGUGCUAAUCCUGGCUACACACGUGGUCUACAUGAAGCUCCUGCUGUUUGAAUACAAGCACCGAAAGAUGAAGCCGGUCCAGAUGGUUCCAGCCAUCAGCCAAAACUGGACAUUUCAUGGACCUGGAGCCACAGGACAGGCGGCUGCAAACUGGAUAGCAGGGUUCGGCCGUGGCCCAAUGCCUCCCACUUUACUGGGCAUUAGGCAGAACUUGCACAACCAGAACAGACGCCUGUUAGGCAUGGAGGAGUUUAAGGCAGAGAAGCAGCUUGGCAGGAUGUUCUAUGUCAUCACCUUGUUUUUUCUGGUGCUCUGGUCCCCGUACAUUGUGGCCUGUUACUGGCGGGUCUUUGUGAAGGCGUGCACCAUCCCACACCGGUAUCUUUCCACCACCGUGUGGAUGAGUUUCGCCCAAGCGGGCGUGAACCCCAUCAUCUGCUUUUUCCUCAACAAGGACCUGAAAAAGGGCCUUCUGGCCCACCUGCCUCCCUGCUGUAGAACUCCACCUCAACUACCCCGUGAGCCUUACUGUGUCAUGUGAAGAUGAGUGUUUAUUCAUAAUGUUUUUUUUUCUCUUUCUCUCUUCUGGAUGGUCAGAGAUUUGACAGCCAGGGGGAGGGAAAAAGAAGUCUUUAAAGAUGGAGACGUGGAUGAACUUUAAGAGCUGUUGUGGCCUUUGAUUCAGUAUUAAGAUGCUUUAAAAGGGUGGAUGUCACGGAAUAAGCAUCUACUGUCACUUUAAUGAUUUUAAGGGGGAGAUAGGCUCUACUCUAAUGUGUGGUUUGGUAAAUCAAUUCUGAACAGGUUCGAGGAACCGUAUGUUUUGCAUUAGGGUGGUACAAAUCAACCAAACUGGUCUAUUUUAUGGUGAAUGUAUGAAGGCUAUAUCAAAUGGCUUCUCAUGAUCGAUCUCAGCAAACAUUACCAUUUGAUUUGGCUCAAAAUCUGUAUCCCUUUACCAGGAUCCUGAGGGCCUUGAAUUAAAGAUUUACAAAAAUAUUGUUCAUGCCUUGUGAACAGCUGCGCUCCUGGCAGAAUAAUUGAUAUUAUUUGAACUACUGAUUCAUAAAUGCUCCACGUGCAUGUGUUUUACCUUAACUUUAAGGCAAAAACUUGAGAUUAAACUACUUUUAAGAACGAGUGCCAAGCAUAAGCCUCUAGGACUGAAUGAGGCUGACAAAAAAAAAAGAAAAGAAAAAAAAGAGAGGGAGUUCCUAAUAUUUAUGCUAAUUGGUUGCUAAUGCUAAUCCUUCCUGUGUCUCCAUCAGGCAGGAAUUAAGAUGCUCAUAAAACAGUGUGUAUACAAAAGCAACUUCCAGAACAAAUAAUGUUUUUCCUCCCAAGUUGAUUCAAAGGGAUUGUAUAUGAAAGGAGCUGGAUGAAAAUAUGAAUCUUUGUGAAAUAUGGCCUAUUCAGGUUUGUAGGUGCUCUUUCCCUGAGUAACAUUUUCAAUGAAAUGUAUUGUUUUUUAUUCGUCUCUUUAUCUCUUUCAACUCUGUUUACUCAUUAAUUUUUAAAAUAUUUUCUAGCAUUGCACAAAAUAACUCGUGCCCUUAUCAUUUCCAUUACAGGUCUGAAUAUAUGACUAGUCUUACAAUAUUCAGACCAAGAAAAAGUGAAGUCUUUUACUGUAAGUGGUCUCAUUUUGUGAAGCGACAGUUCAGGAUUGAGAGAAAAUACUGAUCUGUUAAUAGUGUACUACGGUUAAACCAACAGAUCAUUUAUCCUUCCAAUCGAUUGCACAGAAAGUGCUGUAGAGGAGAAGUUACUUAGUCUUUUGCGUCUUGAAUUACUUAAAUGAAAGUUUACUAGCUUAUUGGAUCUCGACCAAAUCAAAAUGUUUUUAAUAUGGAUUUUCAUACAUGUAUCUUGGACGUUAAUUAAUUUAGCCUUUACAUUUUCAAUCAUAUGUCAGUGAAAGUUGGUUGCAAUCGAGGUAUUUUAGUCUACUUGUGUUACAUACUAACACAUGUUGUUGGAUUCCUGAAAAGAAGAAGUUGGUCAGGUAGUAAGGAGGAACCUUAAGUUAAAAGUUUGUGCUGGACUGAUUCGGCCUCAUGUUUAGCCGAAUUAUUAUUUUUUAAUCUAAUUUUAAUCUUGUAAUAAAAAUAUGAAUGUGUUUGAGAUAAGGAAAAAAAAAACAUGUAAGCUGGUAAUGGAAUGUUAAGAUUUAUUCUUUCAAGUAUUCCAUUUCAUUAGGAGCUAACAAGUGGGUGAACUAAAUUCCGGAAUCCGUUUGAUGUCGAAUUAAUUUCCAUUAAUAUUUUGCACACAACUCAAGAAAUCAUUGAUCAGCCACAUGAUUUCUCUGGAAUAUUUUGACUUGAAUCAGAAUGCUGACCAAUGCAGACAGGACAGAUUGUAAUAUUUCUUUGAAUGUUCAAUGAGAUCUCUCUGUAGGGUAGGCAUGGAAUUGGUCGGAGUGAUCAGACUUUCUUUUUCUAAAACCUGUCUUUGCUAGAACAGAAAAACAGCAGAAGAACACCUAUGAUGAACAGAAGAAGAAGAAUAGUUCUUUCUGUUAUCUGCAUUUUAUGCCUUACUCCAUUACCAAGGUUUAAUGUUACCAAUGCAAGAAUGAUCUGAAAGCUGUAUGCAUAUAUAGACAACAAUAAAUCUCACAAAAACAUAUGCUGGGGAAAACACAACACUGUGUAUUUGUGGAUCAUCAGAGGACACAUCUUGCUGCCCAUCACAAACCUAAGGGUUGUGGGUAAGAAGACAGCUGCUUCGGCUGUGUUAUUGAAUUUGUGAACUGAGACACGCGGGAGUGUACAAUUUUGCUCAGUUCUCUGGAGAGACUUGAAUUUGCGAAAAAGUAAAAAAGAAUCACAAAGAGACGCUGAUUUUCCGUGGAAUUAAAAGGAACUUCUUGGAUUCUUAAGGAUUUCUUUGAGACUUUUUUUCUUCUUCUUGUCUUUGGGUUGGGAUCGGGGUGGGGGACAGUAUGUGAAUGACCGUUUGGGCUAUUGUUGUAUUCACCUGUGAAUAGGAAAUCGCUUGGGUCGGUGUUGGGUGAAAAGGAUGUGAUUUUGUAACGAGCAAAAAUGCCUGGUAGAACAUUUUUAGUUGCUUCAGGCAUCUUAUCUUUUGUAAAAUAACUGUGAACCUCUGUGUAAUUUCAUGUGUAUUAUAUGGACAACGCACUAACUUCAAGUGGGGGGUGGAGAGAGGGGUGGGGUUAUGGCCCUUGGUCAUCAUCAUUUUACCACGCAUGUGUGUGUGAGUGUUUACGCUGAGUAUGAGUGUGUGGACAGAACUGGGUACUCAUGAGGAACAAAGCAAAGGCGAAAGGUCAGACAUACAGCGUCUGAUAUCAACCACUCCUGUAGCUGAUCCACUAAAACUUCACAUUUUCAAUGUGACAACACAACUGUAAAGAUUAUGAAGAGCUGAGCCUUAAAUAAAACAUAAUGUUGAUUCAAAUCAACAGGGAAUAUGGAUCAUAACCAACACUCAAAAAGGAAUACUUUCUUUGUUUCUGUUACCACAUUUUGACACCUACAUUAAAACAGACAAUGUUUGGCUGUUACAGUGAUUGUUAAAUAUAAAUGAAUCAUUUUUGUUUAAAAAAAAUAAAUUAAUUAGAAAUAUGUGGCUAAUGAAUGUUGAUAUUCAAGUUUCUCCUUGGAUUUUAAACACCAGUCGACUAUUUAGUUUAAUCAGUACAUUUUUUAUAUCUGCAAUUCUAUAACACUACAGCAAAACUUUUGUGCACAAAGAAUUGCAUACUUUUAGUUAAACAAAUAAAAUUGCAUAAAGAAAGAACCCCAAAUGUAUUAAGGUAAAUCUAUGACAUCCAUUUUCAAAAAAUGAGUUUGAGUUUAAUUAUUCAAAACAAUGCACCUAAUUUAGCAGGCAAAAACAUAUAAUUUUUUUCAGUGUAUGGAAAGAUGUAUUAAUACCUGUGUCUUAAUUUUUUGCCUUUUAUAGUAAAUAUCAAUUGUGCCUGAUUUGAUCAUAAAGUCAUAUGUCUGUUUAAUCUCUAGUAAUUGCCAAAUUAUAAUAUAUGAACAUGAAUGAGUGUGAGAUUUUAUCAUGUCAUCUCACUGAAAUGCUGAAAGAAUGAAAAAAAAAAUCCUAUAGAACAGCCUUAGGAUAUAAAAAGCCACUCAUUCAGCUAACUAUUACAAGAGCAGUAGACAGCAACUAUCCAUCAUGUAAUGAAAUAAAUGGGAGUGAAAUUUUAGUUGAGCAACUCGGGAGUCGUUUAUUUGUGAAUGCAUGAUGAAUGAAGGGGCUAAAGGAAAAACUGCGGGAGGGGGGACGUGAGUCAGCUUUCAGAUAUCUUGAUCUGUAAAUCAACAGGAGGUUUUUUUUUUCUCAACAUGACAAUAAAAGUUUACUUUUGUUGCA